AUGUCUCUUAACGUCAAGGAAGAAACGGAUAUUGAUCGCGAGAUCUCAACAAUUGCCAAGACUAAGGUCUCUAAUGAAUCGGAAAUUGAUCCUGUUGUCCUGCCGACCGCCAAAAGGUUAAAGAUUUCCCCGGAAAUAAGUGAGGCAACAGAGGUUAAUCUAUCGGAAAUUUCUUCAACCGCGUCAAACUCGCUUGCACCAUCUGGUGGUAGUGACGUAACAAGUACCAUAAACGAUUUAGAUUGUGAAGAGCGAGGAAUAAGAUACAGGUUGCGAAUCGAAAAUAUAUCAAAAUACGUGAAUGCCAAGACGAUCAAAAAAUUUCUGGCAAAAAAUGACUGCGGAAAGCUACAAGUCAAAAAAUCUUCAAACUGGGAUUAUUGCUACGUUCAUCUUAAUUCCAGGGAACAGCAAUUGGAUGUGAUUGGAAAAUUGAAAGAUGCGAAAUUAAAGAAUAAAUUAAUUAUCGUGAAGGCUGAUAAUACAACGGAACAAGAGCGUCAAGAUUUAGUUGACGCUAGGAGAAAGAAAUUGUUUCCGGACCCAAAGGAAGAUCAACGUUCACCAGAGGAAAUGCUUGCAGACCAAAUAACUCCUUUGUACCGUCUUACCUAUUCAGAACAACUAAAGGCCAAGGGGGAUGGUAUCAUAAACGCUCUUUCCCGUUUCCUUGUGAAGACCAAGGAAUUAUAUACGGACCGUUCCCAACCGAAAAGGGUAACCGAAGAGCUCGAAUCUAAUCUUCCGUUCGAGGUUCAUACAAUUAUUUCUUCACCCAUUCUCGAAGGUUAUCGGAACAAAUGCGAAUUCACGAUUGGAAAAAAUCAUGAGGGAGAGAAGACCGUAGGGUACUUACUGGGUGCUUUCAAAAAUGGAUUCAAUGUCGUCAUGGGGCCGGAGAAAUCUUUGAAUACCGGUGAAGUAUCGAAGAAGAUUGCUGUGGCAAUGCAGGAAUAUGUUCGAGGGUCUGAUCUUGAUGUAUACGACCGUGCGACGAAGCAAGGCAACUGGCGUUUGGUCUGUGUUAGAUCUCAAACUUGUGGUGACGUAAUGGUCAUUGUUCAGUUUCAUCCGCAAGGAUUAACUGAAGAACGAAUCAAGCAAGAGAAAGUUUCCCUGACAGAAUAUUUUGUGAAUUAUACACGGGAGGCACAGAUUGACUUAAAAUCGCUCUUGGUACAAUCUUAUGAUGGGGUCAGUAAUGGUUUGUUCGACAAACAUCCAUUAGAAUGUAUAUUUGGUGUACCCUAUAUUCAUGAGGAAAUGAUGGGUUGUAGAUUUCGAAUAUCUCCACAUGCCUUCUUCCAAACAAACACUCUAGCAGCGCAAGUACUCUAUGAAAAAUGUGGAGAAUAUAUAAAAGAUCUGUGUCAUCAUGAUAAACCACCUCCAAUCUUGAUAGAUAUGUGUUGUGGAACCGGAACUAUUGGAAUUGCAUUGUCAAAGGUCUUAGGAAAUAAGAUUAAAGAAAUCAUAGGAAUUGAGAUUUGUGAAGAGGCGGUGGAGGAUGCAAAGUACAAUGCUACGUUGAAUGAGAUAAGUAAUACUCAAUACAUUCUUGGACCAGUAGAAAAGAAUUUGUAUUUUUUAAGUAACUACAAUAACCGUGAAGCGGGAACAGUCAUUGCAAUAUUGGAUCCACCUCGGGCUGGUGUUCAUAAGAAUGUCAUCAAAGCUCUCAGACAAUGCCAAGCAAUAGAUUAUUUAUUAUAUGUUUCUUGUGAUUGUAAUUUGGCAACACAAAAUUUCAUAGACCUUUGUAAGCCAUUAUCUAGAUCACAUCCGGGAACUCCAUUUAAACCCGUCAGAGCAGUCGGAAUAGAUUUAUUUCCGCACGCUAAGCAAGUAGAAUUAUUGAUCGAGUUUCAUAGAGACACAGAUCAGAAUUAA
This is a messenger RNA of Acaulospora morrowiae, 1890 nucleotides long. NCBI's taxonomy places the organism in Eukaryota, Fungi, Glomeromycota, Glomeromycetes, Diversisporales, Acaulosporaceae. The record is from the annotation of a GenBank genome assembly.